AUGUGGCUAAGGGAACAUUCAUGGGAAUUCUUAGUUUUCUUGAUCAUUAUAGCUGUUGGAGUUAACCUAAAUCAUACAACGGCAAGUUCACACCGGAUAUUAGUCGAUACAGAUCUAGAUACAGACGACUUCUUUGCACUUCUUUACCUUUUGAAGCUCAACAAAUCAGAGUUUGAUAUCAAGGCAGUGACAAUCAACACAAAUUCAUGGACAAAUGUUGGUCAUGCUUUGAAUCACCUAUACGAUUUACUUUUCAUGAUGGGUCGUGACGAUAUUCAUGUGGGAGCUGGAGGUGAAGAUGGAAUUUCAGAAGAUGGUACCAUAUUUGCAAAUGUUGGAGGAUAUCUACCUAUCAUCGAGCAGGGAAUAAUGACAACAGGAUAUUGUCGAUAUAGACAAGCCAUUCCGCUUGGGCAAAGAGGACGAUUGGAUAUUGACUCUAACUAUGGACUUCGUAAAUCUUUUCUUCCACAGGGAUCUUGCUUUUAA
Messenger RNA from Spinacia oleracea (spinach), 489 nucleotides. Its product is annotated as nucleoside hydrolase 5. The coding region runs from base 1 to 489 and encodes 162 amino acids. Gene Ontology annotation, molecular function: hydrolase activity, hydrolyzing N-glycosyl compounds. NCBI's taxonomy places the organism in Eukaryota, Viridiplantae, Streptophyta, Magnoliopsida, Caryophyllales, Amaranthaceae. The transcript has 4 exons. The record is from RefSeq and is a predicted model, not a curated record.